CGGCGAUGCUGGCGCUGGGGGCGCUGCAGCGGCCGGGCGCCGUGAUGGAGCUGUGCAGGCUGACCUCCGACCGCCUGGCCCCGGCGCUGGCCGCCCUGCCACCGGACACCAUCGCCCGCCUGCUGCGAGCGCUGGGCAGUGCACGACAGCGCACGUCCCCAUCACCCUCCUCCAGCUCCUCAUCUGCACCCUCCGCCCCAGCCAGCAGCAGCAGCAGCCGGCGUCGGCAACGUCAAGCGAAGCAGGAGCAGCAGGAGGAGGAAUUCGGAACAGCAGACGCGGCGGCGGAGCAGGCGGCACGGGUGCAGACGGCGGCGGAUGAGGCGUUGGGUCCGGGCCGGCGGGCGUUCCUGGACGCGGCAUGGGCCUCUCUGACGGAGGCGGAGAGCGUCAGCGGGCGGUUGGAGCAGCUGACGCCGGGGCAGUUGGUGGAUCUGGCAUGGGGGCUGUCGGCGUGCGGGUACGACAAUGAGGCGGCGUACGACAUGCUUGCCGCCCGUCUGCGCAGUCGCGUCAAGGUGCUACCCGCCUGGUCGCUAGCCCGGCUGGCAAUGGCGCUGCACAAGCGACCUACACCACCAUCACCAUCACCGCCGCCGCCGGCCGCCGCUGAUGCCGAUGCUGCUAGCGCCGCAUCCGCAACUGCCGCCUCCGCCGCCUCGGGUAAAAGCGGUGAUGGCAAAACCCGCACCCCCGCAUCCACUAGCGCCGCCUUGGACUCGAUCAUUGACGACGACCUGCUUGAAGGCGUUCUCACUGGCAACGUCAGCAACACCAGCAGCAGCAGCAGCAGCCCGCUGUGUCGCUACCCCGAGCUAGCAGAGCGCAUUGCCAAGUAUGCCACACGCGAGCUGGCGCGGCUGGGCAACCCGCUGGAGCCGGAGGGGGUGGCGGCGCUAGCAGAGGUAAUGGCGGCGGCGGCGCCGCAGUACGGCGGUUUCUUCCUGGCAGCGGCGCAUAGGGCCCGCGGUUGGCUGGAGGAGGCUGAGGCCAAGAGCGCUGGCGGUGGCUGGCAAGGUCGUGAG
Molecule: messenger RNA, 1025 nt
Organism: Astrephomene gubernaculifera
Lineage: Eukaryota; Viridiplantae; Chlorophyta; Chlorophyceae; Chlamydomonadales; Astrephomenaceae
Source: the annotation of a GenBank genome assembly